UGCACCUGCAGUAAAGUUCCACCGCAGUUAGAGUUCCGGGUGGUGCGUGUGAGGCGGAGCUCGGCAGUUCCGUCUGCUUCAUCCGCAGCGUCUCCCUGUCUGUCUCGUUGCAUUCUCCAGAGAGGGACGGACUUCCUCUGUCAGAAAAAUGUCUGCUCCAGCUCAGCCACCUGCUGAAGGAACAGAAGGGGCUGCCCCCGGUGGGGGUCCUCCUGGUCCUCCUCCUAAUCUGACCAGUAAUAGACGACUCCAGCAAACCCAGGCACAAGUGGAGGAGGUGGUGGACAUCAUGCGUGUGAAUGUGGACAAGGUCCUGGAGAGGGACCAGAAGCUGUCGGAGUUGGAUGACCGAGCUGACGCCUUGCAGGCAGGAGCAUCACAGUUUGAGAGCAGUGCUGCCAAGCUGAAAAGGAAGUACUGGUGGAAAAACUGCAAGAUGAUGAUUAUGCUGGGAGCUAUCUGUGCCAUCAUCGUGGUAGUUAUUGUAAUCUACUUUUUUACUUGAGAAUGUGCCAUCCCUCCCUGUUCUCCAUUGCCAUCCAAGCUCAUGUCUUUUUCUCUCGGUUUGCUCUCUCAACAAACUCCUCCAUCUGCCUUUCUCCAUUCAGCCCAGGCUUCUCCGCCAUCCACACCUCCUUUUUUGUUGCAUACGUUUGCACUCUCUUCCUUGACACUAGAAAUGCUGCUCGUGGCACAGUCUUGAAGUCACUACCCAAAGAGCAAUGGCUGGCACCUCCUCUUUACCCAGUUUUUGUGUAUCCCAGAGCUUGAAAGAGUUGUGGCUAAGGGAAGAGGGGGAGGGGAAUGGGAAUGGCAGAGAUGAAGUGUCUGAGAAGUUGGCAUGGCUGAGGGAAGGAGAAUGGUAUUUGUGUCCAUAGUGUCUCCUAGAAAGGCUGGCCUCAGCAGGAGGGGACCCAGACUGGUUGGGAAGUCGUAGCCUGCUGCCUGUUUUACACACACCACACACACACACACACACACACACACACACACACACACUAGUUGGUAACCACCACUACCUUGCUGCCCUCAUUUGGAACUUUUCCCUCACACCAGGCCUGUCUCGGGUCCCAGAGGUCUGUUUAAAGGCCAAUUUUGAAUCCCUUUUAGAAAGUCCAACUUGUAUUUUGUAGUUACUGCUUAUCUGUCAGUCCAAGAUUUUCUAUGUCUUUGGGGAACUCUACAGCCUUUCACUCUGUUCUCUGGAGGCCUAGAAAACAAGUACUUCCUGGUUAUAAAACAGCAGGAGACCGUUAGUUUCUCCUAGAAGCUCUCCCACUUUCUUCUGGCUAGAAGGAGCUGCUGUCUCCUCGUGUUUUUUGAAGCAUUCUGUGUUCAUGAGGGCACCAAAUAAUCCCAGUGAAUCGGCUUUGAAGAUAGCAGACUUUCGGGAACAUGCCUCUUGCCGUUUCGUUAAUGAAGUCCCUCCCUCGACCUCCCUUGCUGUUGAUAAUGGGAAAUGGGUGUGAAACGGUGAGACCCCCAGGCUCCCACAGAACCCCUUCUUCCACACCACUCCCAUGUUCUUGCCUGAGAUAGGGAUGAGGCAGGAGGACCUUUACAGAUUUACACAAGUCCAGCAAACCAAACCCCGCAGCUCAGUCUUGGGGGGGAGGGGUGCCAGCCUGUGACAGGUGUGCUGUGCCCUGCUGUGCCAGCGUGGGGCCUUGCAUCUGGAGCUGUCUGCUGCUCCUCCUCCAGUCCCUUCUCUGGAGCCGUCCUCACCCAUCUGAAUUCUGCAUCACCUCCUUUCUUUACUCCCUUGCAUGCUCUGUGUGUAUAGACGCUGAAACCUGAGGAUGGGCGCUGCUCGGUCUGUCUUGGGAGCCGCUGCUGAGCCUCAUGAUAGGAUGCUGCAUGCGAUAAACCCAGGUGCUAGUGGAGGAGAGCAGGAGGGGGGAUUUAGACCUUCUUUACUUCUAUCCUCGGGUCCACAAGCAGGAAGAGGCUGGGGCCGUGCUAGCCUGGGGUGCCCACUUUGCACGCAGCAGCAUUUCAUUCUGCAAAACCAUCCUUCUUUUCCCGUUGCCCAUUUCCCACAUUCCCUUCGUCCUGCCUCGAGGCAGGACUGAAGAGCUGGAAGAAAGCGGUCAGUGUCCUCUCCCAACGUUCCUCUCGAAGGUCUCCACUAUCCUCUGGGCUUCUCUUUGCCUAAUGCAGGGGGGUCACCGCCGGAGAAGAACCAACACUGUCCUCGAUGUACUCCGAGCCUGGAGCAAAUUUACCCUGUUGGCCCACCCGGCCCUAGCACGGGAAUUCUUCUGGGUUUCUGUCCCUCUAAGGCUUACCAGGUGUAGUUGGUUCUGUUCUUUUGGGGUGUUUGCCCUUCUACUUUCUUUUUUACCCCACCCUGAACCCUCUUCUACGUCUUUGCAGUCUCCUUUCCUUCCCACAGCCCAUGUGCAUGAGCAAAUAUGCACCUAAACCCUGGGACUUUGCAGCCAGUUGAAGCCAAGCUUCCCACAUCCCCUUCUUUGGUUUGCCAUGGGACGAUGUGGGCUUUCCAUUGUGUCUGUCAUCCCCUCUGUCUGUUUCCUAACCCAGUCUCAUAGUUUAUGUAUAGAGUAGUAAGAGUUGUAUUUCCACCAAAGGCAUGUGACAUAUCUACCAAUUUCAUGUAUUCUCAACGAAGGCGAAAAAUACAGAUUCCUACCACAACA
Molecule: messenger RNA, 2660 nt
Organism: Peromyscus californicus insignis
Lineage: Eukaryota; Metazoa; Chordata; Mammalia; Rodentia; Cricetidae
Gene: Vamp1
Product: vesicle associated membrane protein 1
Exons: 5
Coding region: 149-505 (118 amino acids)
Biological process (GO): vesicle fusion; SNARE complex assembly; vesicle-mediated transport
Cellular component (GO): SNARE complex; plasma membrane
Molecular function (GO): syntaxin binding; SNAP receptor activity
Source: RefSeq, a predicted model, not a curated record